This is a messenger RNA of Saccostrea cuccullata (small rock oyster), 617 nucleotides long. Its product is annotated as C-terminal-binding protein 1-like. Lineage: Eukaryota; Metazoa; Mollusca; Bivalvia; Ostreida; Ostreidae. Gene Ontology annotation, biological process: regulation of transcription by RNA polymerase II. The coding region runs from base 84 to 317 and encodes 77 amino acids. Gene Ontology annotation, cellular component: nucleus. Gene Ontology annotation, molecular function: transcription corepressor activity; transcription coregulator binding; DNA-binding transcription factor binding. The record is from RefSeq and is a predicted model, not a curated record. The transcript is spliced from 2 exons.
AUUGUUGUGCUCUACUUGCCAAUAUUGGUGACAAACAACAGCCUUGUGGAGCCUGACCUCCACAGUUCCUUCUCUUCCAUCACAUGGACAAAAAGAAAUUGCUACAACCAAGCAAGAGACCACGGUUAGAAGCUCCAACAAUGUCCAUUCGUGGACCAAUACCAAACGGGCCAAUGCAUCCCAGGCCCCUGAUAGCUCUUCUAGAUGGCAGAGACUGUUCAAUAGAGAUGCCCAUUCUCAAAGAUGUUGCCACUGUGGCAUUUUGUGAUGCUCAGUCAACACAAGAAAUUCAUGAAAAAGUAAGUGUGUGGUUAUAAGGGUUUGCAAUUGAAUACCAAAUUGCAAAUCUGUUAACUCUUUAACUACCAGAGACUCUCUGUAGAGAGCCUGCUACUGAUAAGCUCUUAGCUGCCGCUCAGCACUAGUUUACUAGCUCACUACCAGAGAUAAAUUCCUGCUAUGGUAGAAAGACAAUACAAUCGUGAGUGGGCACAUUUAUCGCUGAUUAUCUAUAUAAAUUUGAUAAAAACAUGUAUAACAAAAAAUAUUCUUUACAUCUUUAUCAGCUCACCUGUGCUGAAGGCUCAAGUGAGCUUUUCUGAUCAAAAUUUUCCAUU